Acaromyces ingoldii is the source of this 451-nucleotide messenger RNA. RefSeq lists its product as hypothetical. The transcript has 2 exons. The annotation marks the transcript as partial. NCBI's taxonomy places the organism in Eukaryota, Fungi, Basidiomycota, Exobasidiomycetes, Exobasidiales, Cryptobasidiaceae. The record is from RefSeq and is a predicted model, not a curated record.
GACUGAGCUUCAGAAGACCUCUCCACCAGCGACCGAGCCCAUGUACCAUCCAACCAGGGGCGGCACACGCGGCGGCGCGGCCGAGUUCUCGUGGGACGCUGUCCGUCAGGACAAGCACCGCGAGUUCUACCUUGGCCACUCGAUCCAGGCGCCCACGGGCCGCUGGCUGCACGGACGGGAUGUGCAGUGGUACAACAAGGACGAGAGCAAGGACGAGGGCGAAGCGGCCGACAAGCGGCGGCAGGAGCUGCUCGAGGUCAAGCGGAGGGAGAUGGAGGAGAUGGAUCGCCGGCUGGGCAUUCAGCCUGCGCUGACGAAGGAGGAGCGAAAGGCGGCAAAGAAGCUCGCAAAGAGGGAAGUCAAGGAGCAGCGCAGGGAGGAGAGACGCAAGCGGAGGGCAGAAGACGGCAGGCAUCGACACCACCGGUCGAGAGAGAGCGAUGCAGAGGAC